Messenger RNA from Aspergillus heteromorphus CBS 117.55, 1283 nucleotides. RefSeq lists its product as uncharacterized. Bases 342 to 1067 code for a protein of 241 amino acids. Lineage: Eukaryota; Fungi; Ascomycota; Eurotiomycetes; Eurotiales; Aspergillaceae. The transcript has a single exon. The record is from RefSeq and is a predicted model, not a curated record.
GAGACGCGUUGGCUGACGCGCCCAUCUCCGCAUCUCGCAUCAACAACCCCUGGCAGUGCAGCAGCAGACAGACAGCGACCCAGCAACCCAGCGACCAGGAAUACAUCUACACGGGAAACACAGCUGCAAUGAAGCAGUUCCGGUCGCGGGGAGAGAGACGACAGGCAGGGGGGAGGGGGCAGCAGGGCAGCAGGCGGCGGGCGCGUCAUGACGACAGCGCUGCGACCGAGCGACCGUGAAAAAACAACCUCAACAUCGUGGUCAGCCAUGGGCCGAACGGGCCACGGCGAAGACGGAGAGGAGGGGGGGAGGCAUGGGGCUCUUGGAGCCGCGAUGCGCGGAUGGAGGGAAGGCGAUGGAGGCAGGGGCAGGGGCGAGGGCGAAGGCGAAGGCGAAGGGGAGGGAGGAAGAUGAUUACCUUGAGAUGGGCUGGGUGUCUAUCACCUGACAGCAAGUCACCUGCCACGGGCAACAACAAGAGCGAAGGUAGGCUCCGGUUCGUUCACAAAAGCAGGCAAACGACUUUGUUCGCGAAGGAUUCGGGGUGGAUGGCACCGUCGUCGCACUGGACAGCGGACGGAUCGGAUUUGAAAACGAGCAAAAAGCUGUGGAGGAUUUCACAAUGGAAAAAAGGGAUACUUGGAGGAGUAGAGGAGAGUCGAAGUAGAGAGGGACUGAGGGAUGCUCACGUGGCGGGCGACGGAGAGGGAGAGAGCUGCGGCUUGGGGCGGACCACGCAGACCAACUGUGCACUCUGUCACCUGAUCAGCGCAGUACCACUCAGUACUCGCUACGGAGUACUCCCUACCCUCCACUACACACCUCCAUCUCAUCACACCACCACCACCACCCCCUUCUUAUCAUUAUCAGGUUUUUCUCCUCUCGUCUCCCACAUGUCAUGUGCUGCAAUCCCGUGCCCCCCCUCCUCACCCUCCCUUAUCCCUCCUCUUUCUCCUCAUUCACCACCACCGCCAUCCCCCGCCCUGAUUGGCCACCCGGCUAGCCGGAGGAGGGGUUCCCCCGAGAUCACGUGUCGGCCGGCAACCCUCCCCGCCCGAAACGGGUAAAAGGGGGCCUGGCUGCCUCCCCCAGCCAUCCAGGCUGAUUGGUGUCCAGCAAAGGAGUGGCGGCCGUCGUUGUCUCCAAGGUUUCGACUGCACCAUCGCUGCGGAAUGGUCCAGUGCAGUGCCAGUGUCUGUCUUCCCAAUCCUGCAGAAUGGUGCUGCGCCAUGGAGGGUUGCCGGCUCAUCCCCGGUCGGGCCGUUCCUUCUACGUACUAUUUC